CACACAAAUACCUUACGUGUGCUCCCUCUCCCUCUCUCCUCACCACCGCGUCGCCCAACCACCCCGAUUCCAUCAUAUUUCCCUCCUGUGUCCUCCAACCCGGCAUUGUAUUUACUUUUCUCCUGGAGCGCAUUGGUCUGCGGCUUGGACCUAACUUUCUUUCUUUUCAUUCUUCCAACAGUCGCAAAAAACUCAGCUUGGUUGCGUGUUUUACGCAGCCCCCCCAUUCGAGAUGUCAGAAUUCUUAGGAUCCCGCAUCUCUCUCAUCUCCAAGAGCGACAUUCGAUAUGUCGGCGUUCUCCACGAGAUCAACUCUGACGAGUCGACCGUCUCACUCGAGAAUGUUCGCUCUUUCGGUACAGAAGGUCGAAGGAACAGACCCGAAGAAGAGAUAGCACCCUCCGACCAGGUUUACGACUACAUCAUCUUCCGUGGCAGCGAUGUGAAGGACCUGAGGAUCGAGGACCACCCGGGCAUCAAGGAGAACAAGCCUCCUGCGAUGCCCGAGGACCCGGCCAUCGUCAACGCCCGCCCUCGUCCUGGUCAGGGACCCAACAACCAGCCGCCUCCGGCACCUGGCUUCGGCCAGCCUCCCUUCCAGAACAACUUCUACCCUCCUCCGGGUCCGUGGGGCCCUGCUCCUGGCCGCGGCGGUCCUGGUGGCCCUGGCGGCCCUCCUGGUGCUGGAAUGGGUGGCAUGCCGUACCCUCCUCCUCCCGGAUGGUUCCCCCCCGGUCCUCCUGGCCAAGGCUUUCCUCCUGGCCCCGAUCAGUGGAACAACUACAACAACUACCCUCCAGGACCUCGUGGGCCUCCUGGCCCCCCUGGACCCCUGGGCCCCGGUGGUGCACCCGGCCAGGCUCCGGAGAACCGUGGCACCCCCGGUCCCCAAGAUGUGAAGCCUCCGCCGGUUGGCCCUGCUGGUGACAAGCAGAAGCCUGCCACACCGGCCGCCCAGAGCGCUCAGAGCGAGCCCAAGCCAGCUCCCCCUCCUGGCUUCCAGCAAGCACCUGCACCGACGCCUCCUGUCGAGUCGAAGCCUUCGGCUGCAGAAGUCAAGGCCACCGCCGCUUCCCUGAACACAACCGGUCCCUCGAAGCCUGUCGAGCUUCCUGUACCCACGGGUCCGAAGACCGCUGCUCGUGUCCAACCGGCCGUUCCUCUGGCUGGAUCGAUGCCCAAGGCAUUUCCCGUUCCCAUCAGUGACAGUAACGCCAUCCAAGCCGUAUCCAAGUCUGCCGCCGGCCCGACUGCUGCCAGUGUACGGGAUGCGACUGAGGCCGCGAAGGCAGCCGUUGCUUUGGCCAUGGCUAAUAUGAACGCCGGCAACGCGACUGUUCCUACUGCGCCCCAGGGCAACGGCAACGCGAUGGACAACUUGACAAAGAAGGUCAACGAGAUGAGGGUCAACGCUGCCCGGACCACUCAGCCCGGAGGUGGUCGCGGCCGAGGCCGUGGCGGCAGACAAGGUCAGACCAAGGUUGACGUCCCUGACGCGGACUUUGAUUUCGCCCAGGCCAACGCGAAGUUCAACAAGGACGACUUGGUCAAGGAAGCUAUUGCAGGCUCGCCUUUGGGCGAGACUCCCAACAACGGUCCUGUCGUCGAAGCCCCUGUUCCCGAAGUGACUGGCGCAAACCCCCCCGUCGCCUACAACAAGACGCGGUCGUUCUUUGACAACAUCUCGAGUGAAGCCAAGGACCGUGCAGACAAUAACGGCCAGAAGCCUGGUGGUCGCGAAUGGCGUGGCGAAGAGCAGCGCAAGAACAUGGAGACCUUCGGCCAAGGUAGUGUCGAUGGCGGCUACCGGGGUUACCGAGGCAGAGGUCGCGGCCGAGGUCGAGGAGGCUAUGGUGGUCGCGGCGGACGAGGCGGCGGAUUCCGAGGCCGCGGUGGCCAAGGCGCUGCCGCGUCUCCGGCCGCAAAUUAGAGCCACACUGCACAUCGAGCCUCCUUGGUCAGUGUCGCUGCCGCAAGCGACUCUGGGAUGAGAUUUCAUAAUCUGGGUCACCCAAAGGCUCAGGAUCUUGAUGGAUCCAACUCUACAUUUUUGACUGGGGACGCGUCUCUGAAAGGAAACACUUUCAGGCAAGACUUUGUAUGAUGUAUUAUCACUCCCUCGAUUCUCGAUUUUCUCGGAUUCCAUUGACGACGGACGGAGCAUUGGGCUGAAAAGCCCUUCGAGUUGGUUUGGCCAGAAGGGCUGGAAUCAUGGGGAUUGCUAUUUUGACACGCAUGGGAUCGGAAGGAGUUUGGCAGUGAUGGGCCACAAGCAAUGGGAGCUGUGGUCUCAUGAUUGCUCAGUGACAACACAGGGAUUUCAGGCAUGGGUAGCAAGCAUUGAGUUCUUGCUUACUUGUUGGACUGGGCAGACAGACCAGAGCAACACGACUUAACGGCAGAGAAAUGGCCAUUGCCUUGCAGUUGACAGGACGGAUGGAUGCAAUGAGGAGCGUGAAUUCAUCCAUGCCAAACGGAAUGAGGAAAUGGGAAAGGAGAACUAGGGGGGGGUGGCGGUGGAAGAAUCCCAUAACCAGGUGAAAAGGAUAAGAACAAUGUUGAGUUCUUGUCUGCAGAUCAAUACAACUACGCCAGCUACCAUAUUAACAGUUCUGUCCCUAAGCUGAAGUGAACUAAGUGAGUGUAUGAAGCGUAGCUAUGUGGA
Messenger RNA from Colletotrichum destructivum, 2665 nucleotides. RefSeq names its product Putative LSM domain superfamily, FDF domain, lsm14-like, DFDF domain-containing protein. Lineage: Eukaryota; Fungi; Ascomycota; Sordariomycetes; Glomerellales; Glomerellaceae. Gene Ontology annotation, molecular function: mRNA binding. Gene Ontology annotation, cellular component: P-body. Bases 233 to 1930 code for a protein of 565 amino acids. Gene Ontology annotation, biological process: cytoplasmic stress granule assembly; P-body assembly. The record is from RefSeq and is a predicted model, not a curated record. The transcript has 4 exons.